Chelmon rostratus (copperband butterflyfish) is the source of this 2625-nucleotide messenger RNA. Its product is annotated as phospholipid scramblase 1. The transcript is spliced from 7 exons. Gene Ontology annotation, biological process: plasma membrane phospholipid scrambling. Gene Ontology annotation, cellular component: plasma membrane. The record is from RefSeq and is a predicted model, not a curated record. Bases 72 to 758 code for a protein of 228 amino acids. NCBI's taxonomy places the organism in Eukaryota, Metazoa, Chordata, Actinopteri, Chaetodontiformes, Chaetodontidae. Gene Ontology annotation, molecular function: phospholipid scramblase activity.
CCUGGUUCCGGAGUGGCCUGUUAUUGUUUUAAGUGGCAGGUGAAAUAUCGGUCUCCCUCCAGUCUGCCAGCAUGAACAUGUACGCUGUGCCCAGCCCGGGAAUACCAGGCUGUCCACCGGGACUAGAAUACCUGACUCAGGUGGACCAGCUGCUCAUCAAGCAGAAAGUCGAGCUCGUUGAAGCCCUCGUUGGUUUCGAAAGCAACAACAAGUAUGAGGUGCGCAACGUCAUGGGCCAGAACGUGUUCUACGCCGUCGAGGAGAACGACUGCCUGAGUCGGCAGUGCUGCGGCCCCAUGCGCUCCUUCACCAUCCACGUCCUGGACAACUUCGGGCAAGAGAUCAUCACCGUCACCAGGCCGCUUAAGUGCAUGUCUUGCUUCUUCCCUUGUUGUCUACAAGAGCUGGAGGUGCAGGCCCCCCCAGGUAACACGGUGGGGUAUGUAAUGCAGCAAUGGCACCCGUUCUCACCUAAAUUCAUCGUAGCGAACGAACACAGCGAGCCUGUGCUGAAGAUCCACGGGCCCUUCUGUGGAUGGAGCUGCCUUCCAGAUGUUGACUUUGAGAUUUUGACGAUGGAUGAAGUCAGUAAGAUUGGGAAAAUCAGUAAGCAGUGGACAGGACUUCUUCGGGAAGCAUUCACAGAUUCAGACAACUUUGGCAUCCAGUUCCCCAUGGACCUGGACGUGAAAAUAAAGGCUGUAAUGAUCGGUGCAUGCUUUCUCAUUGAUUUCAUGUUCUUUGAGACCACUAACUAGGAGCCAAACAGGAUAUCCAUGUAAGCGUACAACAUUCCUGGAAACAAGGCCACAAAGCCAUAACGAUCAGUCCAAGAUGCCCUAACAUUGAACAACCUUCAAGUGUUUGACAUUUAAAGAAAGUACCCAAAGGUACCUCAAUGUUACAACUUUGCAUGAACAAUGAAAUAGAAGGUUUGUUUUGGUCUUAGCUGCUCAGGUUGGUUGUUAAAACAGUGCAGUGUUUUUAGAAAGCGUGUUUCAGGAGGUUUCCUUUUGUGUUAACAUCAUGGUCGCUGAGGUAAUCUGGGCCCAGACCCUUUAGUAACGACUAAAACAAACAAACAAAAAACUUGAAGGAUAACAUCCAUAUACAGUAAAUGAAAAGGGAACACCAUUACAGGGAAGUGCUAUUGUACAGUUUGUGCAAGGAAGAUUGUUGUGGUUUGGAUGCAAAGGGUUCAGGCACAUAGUACUUGUGUAAUUUGGUCAUAGUGAAGAUGUUAAUUUAUAUAGAGCACUAUGCUUGUAGCUAUAUUGUGUGAGAACUGAAGGACUCAUGUAAUGUAGUAGUUUGUAGUUCAGAUAUUCAAUGCUCUUAUUUAUUGAUUUAUAGUCGGUCUGUUUACUUGUCAACAUAGAGCAGUGUGUGUGUGUCUGUGUGCUCCGCGCAAACUCGUGUGUGAACUGAAAUCAUAAAUUAUCAUAAGAUUCAAUCAUAUUUUUGCUGCCAUAAUAAUUAUGCAUUGUCAACCCAGAGGAGGUUGUUCUCGUGGGAACAGAUGGGUUAUGGCUUGAUGUGCUGUCCUGGCCUUGUCCACAAGAGGGAGCUAGCUUUUCAUGUAAGAAUAACCCCACACAGCUUAUGCCAUAGGCUUUUAAUAUUAAUAUUAAUGUCUUAUGACAUUGUAUGUUUCUGGACAAACUCAGGUUGAUGCAUGCUACUGUAUUAUAGUGUUGGAUACUGCUGGCUCAAAGAAUUACACACCUGCACCUGAUACUAUAAAGAUAAAGAUUUUACUUUUGGUUAUGUACAUUCAGUCAUCUAAAUAUCAGUUUUUGCAUACAUUUACUAUAUCAACUCAAUUUUGACCUUUCUCAUCGUUCUCUACAUGUAUCAAAAAUGCUAAAAAACUUAAUUUCCAUGAAAAUGGCCACUGUUAUUGCGGUGCACCAUGCUUCAUUGUAAAAUUUAAAUAUGAGUAUGACCAUCAGUCUGAUUAGGGACGGUUAAGUAUUGUAGCAACGACGUUAUCUACUGUGCUCUUUUGUAGCAUUAUGAUAAAAAGUGUUUUUCUCCACAUGUAUGUCAUGUGUGGUUCUGGAAAAUGCAGAAAAAUAAAACAUCCAUCUUGAGUCAAUUAUGAACAGAUAUUAAGUCUUAAAAGUCUUUUAUUUUUGUAAAAAGUAUAUUUACCUGCCAGUUAGGAGAGCUGAUAUUUCCAGCGUAGAGUUAAGUUUUCUUGUGUCAAUGGUGUCAUAUUCUGCCUUUAAUUCAUACGCUGACUCUUGUUUGGAGAAUUACCACAAGUGGAUUUAUCUCACCCUUUAUGAGCAACUUGAUUUUAAGACUUAAUGUAUAGUCCAGUGCUUUAGAUGGAUGUUUUUUUGCAGGCUGUUCUGUUUCCAUGGCGUCUUGUUGAGAAACUACUCAAUUUAAGUACAUUUGAAUUGCAAUCUUUCCAUUUAGAUGAACCUGAUCAUUUGACGUAUCUUGUUUGGUUGAAUGUGUUAAUAGUAUAAGAUGCUGGUGCUACAUCCUCUGAAGGCUCUUUGAUUGUGUUUAAAAGCCAAAAAUUCAAGUCAGAAUGUGAUACAAAGGGGAUUUAGCUAUUCCCAGUCAGUUAUAUAUUGAAAAAAUAGACAGUUUAAGUACUUAUUCUUCUAC